AUGGAUUUCGUCAACAAGUUCACCGGCGGCGAGUCUGGGAAGGAAUCCAACAACCAGUCCGAGAACAAGGAGGGCCAGUCCUCUGGUGGUUUCAUGGACAAGCUCAACGGCAUGGCUGGCGGUGGUAAGCAGGGCGAGAAGAACGAGGAUGCUCUCGACAAGACCGUCGACUUUGUUCAGGAGAACGUGCUCGGGCAAGGCCAGCAGUCCAACGAAAGUGCCGCUGAGCAGGCGAAGGACGAGGCCAUCUCGGACUAUAUCCGCGGCCAGUACAAGAGCACCACGGGCACCGACUUUCCCGUCGAGGACAAGGAUAAGAAGUACGGCGUUUAA
Messenger RNA from Emericellopsis cladophorae, 333 nucleotides. RefSeq lists its product as uncharacterized. The record is from RefSeq and is a predicted model, not a curated record. NCBI's taxonomy places the organism in Eukaryota, Fungi, Ascomycota, Sordariomycetes, Hypocreales, Bionectriaceae. Bases 1 to 333 code for a protein of 110 amino acids. The transcript is spliced from 2 exons.